UGCUCUUUUCAGAAAAGAAGUCCUAGUUUUGGUUGAGUGCUUGCUUUUCUUCUUGUUUGCAUCUUUAUUUCAGUACUUUUAUCAAUACAUAUUAAAAGUUGCCAGGUGAUUUGUUUUGUUUAAACCUGAGACUUCUGACCUGAUAAGGUGCUGUAUUUCUUUCAAGAUGAAGCAGCAAAUGUCAGGAUUAGAAGAAGGCUUUUAUUUGUAAGCCUUUGUUUUGAUAUUAAAAUCUGACAGUGAUAUCAAAACCACUUGUGGUGAUGUGCUGCCACCUGCUGUCUGCUUCCUGUCACCGCUCAGGCUGUCCAUCUCCGAGAAGAGACUGCUGGGCCUCAUCCGAAAAGUAACUCUAUGAUAUGACCAUGAUCCAUGAUGAGGCUUCGAUCAUAGUCCUUUAGUCAGGUCAAGUCAGCAUACUGGGGAAAACUGCAGAUCCUUUGCCUGAAUUCCUUCUACCCCUCAGAAAAAGGAAACAUCCACCGCCCACACAGCUGAUUCUGAAACUCCUCAAAAUUUAAAAAACAGAAUCUGCUGGGUCCACUCUGGUCGGAGUCUGCUGUCUGAAUCUACAGGCUGCAAAUCAUGUGGAGCUGAAUGAGGACCCAAACGUAGAUGACAAUUGCAGGCAUAACAAGUCGGCAUAAGUUGAAACAUUGUCAUGGUAAAAGAAAAAACACCAACAAGUACCAAAUAACCUAAACUGGGAAAUAAAAUAAAAAAGACACGUGACAUGCGUAACAGGAAAUAAGUCAGAGCGCUGGUUAGCGGUGUGUUCAUUGUGCGUUUCCUGAUCUACAGCAGCACUGUUACACCAAGAGCACAAAACAACUGAAGCAGCUUUCCCUGCUCACUGAAAUCUCCAGAAACACAGCUCCAGAAACAUGAAUGAACCACUAAAUGUGACAGAUGGCCAGACCUGUGAUUAUGUCAACACAUCAGUCAACGCUUUCUUUAUGCUGGUCUACAGUCUGGUCUUUCUGGUGGGUUUACCCCUCAAUGGCUUCAUCAUGAAGUUUUACUUUUGUGGAGCUCAGCAGCAGGCAUCGAGCAGCUUGAUGGUCUACCUGAAGAACCUGACAGCUGCUGACUUCCUGCUUUGCCUCUCUCUGCCACUGCGCAUCAGCCACUAUGCUAGCAGCUCUCUCAUUAUUCAGCUGCUCUACUGCAGCUUUGGGGCUUCUGCUUUCUUCCUCAACAUGUACGCCAGCAUCAUAUUUAUGGGGUCCAUUGCUGCUGACAGGUAUCUGAAAAUUGUUCAUACUUCACAAAUGCACAUGCUGCAGACAGUACAAGCAGCAAACAUCAUCUCCAUGGUCACCUGGAUUUUUCUCCUAGUUCCUGCCAUCACCUACACCAUCCUGUUUUUCAUCACCCAAGAACCUCGGAGUUCUACCCUGAGCCACUGUGGUUCCCUCUUUAGUGCAUCAGUCAGCCUGGUCUUCAAAAUAAUUCACAUCAGCUGCACCAUCAUCUUUCUCGUGGUCUUCAUAGCCAUGGUCUUCUUCUACUACAGCACCUCCCGCAGGGUGUUGCAGGCACAGCAGACACAGCUGGCCUCCUCUGAGAAGCUGGUGAAGUCUCGCAGGAACAUGUUGGUGCUGGUCAGCAUCUUCUGUGUUUGUUUUGUCCCCUAUCACCUGGUUCGACUUCCCGCCACUUUUCUUUUGAACAGCUGUUCUGUGGGUCCAGUGUUGUUCUACCUGAAGGAGGCUGCCACCAUGGUGUCAGUUUUCAACGUCUGUCUGGACCCUCUUGUUUACUUUUUCCUCAGUAAGACUCUUUCGGGCUCAAGUGAGAAAGGCGUCCAGGAGAGCCAACAUUCAACAAACGAACAAGCAACAGGUCAAAUUGGUGAGCUGUGAGGAAAACAACGCACUUUAUUAAAUGUAUGAAAUGUGAGUUUUAUUUUGUCUAAAAUACUGUUUUAAUAUUUA
Molecule: messenger RNA, 1937 nt
Organism: Oreochromis niloticus (Nile tilapia)
Lineage: Eukaryota; Metazoa; Chordata; Actinopteri; Cichliformes; Cichlidae
Product: P2Y purinoceptor 14
Exons: 4
Coding region: 885-1865 (326 amino acids)
Biological process (GO): G protein-coupled receptor signaling pathway
Cellular component (GO): membrane
Molecular function (GO): G protein-coupled purinergic nucleotide receptor activity
Source: RefSeq, a predicted model, not a curated record